UGGAGCCAGCAUAAUUUGGAGCAGCCUUCACGCUGUUUUAAAUGACGCAGGGGGACUGGAUUCAGGCACAACCAGCCACGAUGGGGAGCCCAAAUUUGGCUUUAAAGCUACAUGAACAUUUGCAGGAUUAAUGGUGCUUAAGCCACUUUCCAAUGGUUGACGCAUGAGUCACUUCCGUCGCACAGGAUGCUGCCCGAUUUCCAAGCUGUAAAAUGCGGGGAGAGUUAUACAUUAUUAUCCCCCAUUACCUGCCCUAAUGGGGGAUAAUGGUUUCACCCCUCAGCUCAUAGAGAGCCGAGUACUACUAAUAUUUAUAACUCUCCCCACAUUGUAAAAUGAGCUAAAACAGCCGGUAAGAAGCGCUAUUACGUUAUUGCAUCAGUAUAUGAAGCUAUUUUGCGCCGGACAAUUAUAAGAGGUAGAAAAAUCAUGGACGCGCCUGAAUGUCUCCCAAGUUCCCCGCACCCAGCGAAGGCACAAAGGCAGGGCGGGACCCAGGGGUGACUGUUUCUCGAGGGCUAGGGCCCGCCGUCGUGCGUGGCGCUGUACAGCGAGGGGAGACGAGCUGGAGGGACAAUGACAAUGUGCUCUCAGCCGUGGGCGUGGGGAGGGCACCGGCCAGCGGGGCUGGGCGGCCUCGUAGAGAUCCACCCGCUCGGGCGGGCGAACGCAGCCGCGGCUCCGCCCUGGGCCUGGCCGGGCUCCACAGGAAACUGCUGCUGCUCCCCUCUCCGCCUGGCCCCGCCGCGGGCUUCGCCUCCAGCCGCCGCCGGGGCUGCGGACCAGCCGCUUUCACUUUCGCCUUCGAGUCGUCUCCGCUGCUGGAGCCCCGGGACCCCCGCGCGCGGUCAGCUUGGGGAACCCCUUCAAGAACAUUGGACCUUUGUAAGUAGGAUCAGCAUUUUGACCGGAACUUGAAUGCCUCAAAGAUUGAAGUGCAGCAGGAACUUGGAUGUCUUGAAAGGUUGCUCAGUAAAUCAUCAAUUCAAGCAGGGCCUGUCAUUUUUUUUUCUUCAACAGAACUUCUCUAUUUAAAAACAUCUGAUUAAGAUCAACAACCAACCACAUGUUCUGUUGGAAAUGGACUUCAUGACAUGUUGGCUUCCUGCUUAAAACACAAAAAGAGGGCAGAUAAACUUAAAGGAACAGCAGCUUGUGAUGACAAAGUGCCAAGUGCCAGCUGCCCUCAUUCACCAGAUCGAGCAGGAAUUGGACGAAGAUGAAAAGGAGAUGAUAUUUUUCCUGUGCCGGGAUCUCGUUCCUGAUUUAUCUAAUACAGACAUCAGGGAGCUCCUGGGGGCACUGAAUGAGAAGGGAAAGCUGCCGUUUGGCUUGUCUGAGCUGUUAUACAGAGUGAGGAGGUUUGACUUGCUGAGGAGGGCCCUGCGGACAGAGAGAACAGCAGUGGAGACUGAUCUGGCGAGGUAUCCUAGAAUGGUCUCUGAUUACAGGGUGCUGAUGGUAGAGAUUAACGAAGAGCUGGAUAAAAAAGAAGUGGGUUCUCUCAUUUUCCUGCUCAAGGAUUAUGUGCCACGUAUGAAAAUGGCAAAAGAUAAGAGUUUCCUGGCUGUUGUCAGUGAUCUAGAGAAACUAAAUCUGGUGGCUCCUAAUCAGUUGGAUUUGAUAGAAGACUGUUUGCAGAACAUUCAUAGGAUAGACCUGAAAAAGAAGAUCCAGCGGUACAAACGUGAAGCUCUGUCCAACAGUGGUUCUCAGCCAAUGUAUAUAAAUGCGCUUCAGGCAUCUCUCCCUAACCUGACUCUCAUUGACCCUCCCUACAGUUCAGGGAUCCAGAGUGUGAACAAAGAAAGAUCAUUAAAUGGACAACAUGCCAUUCAGAGUAAGAACACCCUACCUGUUCUUUCAUUAACAAAAAGACCUACUGUGUACUUCUUUGUAUUAAGGGACUAUUUACAUUUAACACAAUCUGAUUCCUCAUCUUUCAGCCGUAAAAUGAGUGCAGAUAUAUACAAGCUUCUCUUCUUCAUCAGCGAGGAACUGGACUCGGACACCCUGAUGGCCCUGAAGUUUCUGAGUCUGGAGUACAUCCCACUGAAGAAUCAGGAAGACAUUCAAGAUCCCAAGGAUUUCUUCCAAAAGCUCCAGAACAAGGGACUGAUAGAAGAAGAAGAUCUGUCCUUCGUAAAGGAGCUACUGUUCAGAGUAAACCGCAUAGACCUCCUGACUGGUAAACUGAGCUCCAGCAGAGACGAAAUGGAGAGGGAGCUUCAAAUCCCAAACAAGGCAAAAGUUUCACCAUAUAGGCAACUACUUUACAGAAUCUCUGAAGAAAUAACUAGUGAAGAAGUUGCCAGUGUAAGAUUCCUGCUGCAAAAGGAGCUACCAAAGAAGAAGCUUCAGGACAAUGCUACAAUAUUGAAGCUCUUUAUAGAAAUGGAAAAAGCUGGGAUAAUGAAUGAAACCAAAUUGAAGGUGCUGAAGAGUAUUUUACGGGACGUUAGACCUGACUUGGCGCAAAGAAUUAAUACCUACGAAGUAGAAACACAAGCCCCAGAUGAAUUGAUCACGAGCUUGGAACCUCCUUUUCAGAGCCUGACACUUAGCGAAGGGCAUAUUCACCAGGAAGUUCCCUGCCCUAAAACAUGUGCAUUUGCGGGCCCAGGUGAAUCGGGAGCAAAGGAAGCAGCGUCAGUGCCAAAGCUCGAGAACCCCUACACGAUGGACAAUAAUCCUCAUGGCUAUUGUGUGAUACUGAACAACUCUGAUUUUAAAAAUCCUGAUGAAACCAGGAGAGGCACAGACAAAGAUGCUGAGGCUCUGAAACGGGUCUUUGAGUGGCUUCAGUUUGAGACAAUUGAGCACCGGAACCUAGAAGCAGAGGAAAUCUGUAAUACAAUCAAAAAGUAUAGCAACAUGGACCAUAGCAACAUGGACUGUUUCAUUUGCUGCUUACUCUCACAUGGCGAAAGAGGUAAAGUACGUGGGACAGACUGGAAUUCUGCAGCCGUCAAAGAUCUGGUCUCCUGCUUCACUGGAUCUGAGUGCCCCUCUCUCGCUGGCAAACCCAAACUCUUCUUUAUUCAAGCCUGCCAAGGUAAGAGAGGGCAGAAAAGUAUCCCAGUGAAAGAAGAUUCUUCUCGACAGCUGGAGAUAGAUGCUUUGCCCUUGCCUUCCAUUCCUGACUGGGCUGAUAUCCUCAUUGGUCUGGCUACAGUGGAAGACUUUGAGUGCUACAGAUACAUAGAGAAAGGCAGCGCGUUCAUUCAGUGCCUCUGCAAGGAAAUAGAGUCUUUCUGCCCACAGUACGUGGAUCUGCUGACAAUCCUGACACAAGUCAACAAAAAAAUGGGAGAAAAAGAGUUUAAUGGGAAAAAGCAGAUGCCGGAAAUAAAAUCAACCCUGCGGAGGAAACUGAUCUUCCAGGUGCCAACGCUAGACAAUUAACCAAAGCAAUAAGAAGUCUGAGAUACACUAAAUUAGGAAUUUUGGGAUGGAUUCAACUUGCAGUUCCAAAAGACAAAUGGACUGGAUUUGUUCAGUUAGGUCCCAGUCCUGCAAGGUACUGAGGGCCCUCAACUCUCAGAUCUCCAUCACUGCAAUGGCUCAGCGUCCUGACUUCCAGAUCUGCAGCUGUCCAAGUCACCAAAUGUGCGUAAGCAAAGGGGCUGAGUGACUGACCUGCAUCUGUCUACUUUAGUAGGAGUUGAGAGUGCUCAGCACCUUCUAGCAUUGACCCCUUGGUCCUGAUUUCAAAUGAAGACGCACUCUGCAAAAUCUUGAUUCCCAAACAAUGAGGAAUUGUACAGUUUCCAUUUGUCAAUGUUAUUCAUAGAUGAUAAGGCCAAAAGGGACCAUUGUGAUAAUCAGGGAUCUUAGUUUUCUGAGAUAAGAAAAUCCCCCAAAUUCUCCAGUAAAAAACCAUAAAAAUCCAUAUUUUUCCACAAUUAAAAUUAAAUGCUGAAUUUUAGUUUCUCUAGCCACAAUAUGUAUAGCUAUCAGUUGAACGCAAUGUUUCAUUGAUAUAUUUACAAUUUUUAAAGCAAGUUCAAAGCCUACCUGUGCCAUUGGGUGGGUGUGGCGGGAGGAUAGCUCAGUAGUUUGAGCAUUAGCCUGCUAAACCCAGCGUUGAGUUCAGUCCUUGAGGGGGCCAUUUAGGGAUCUGGGGUAAAAAUCUGUCUGGGGAUUGGUCCUGCUUUGAGCAGGGGGUUGGACUAGAUUUGUAUGUCUGUAUUCUAUAUUUUCAGAAAAUUGUGUGUGUGGGGGGGGGUUUAAUGCAUAAACACUUGAAUGAUACAGUCACAGUGAAUUGUUUCUUUACUGUUGAUGGUCCUGCGAGUUCAGCCUCUUGUUUUCAUUUCUUUUCAUUCAGUUUGUUUAGCACUUUCCAUGUGUUCUACAACUGCCUGCCUUUGAAUGUAAUCGAUAGCCUUGCUGCAUACAGAACAGAACAGGACAUUACCAUCAAUGUGAAAUUUUUCCUUGCCAAACUCAGUGACACAGUCUUUAGGGGUGAUUUUUAAAGUUUUUGGCCUCUUUUCAUAACUUUAAUUACUCACGUCUGGAGGCUGAAGUGAAAUUUGGGAUGCAUUAAAACGCAAACCCCUAUAUGCUGUUGAGUAACCUCUAUACACUGGAAGCAGUUUAUUGGAGUAUGUUUAGCUAUGUACAUUUAAAACGCAUUCAAAAAUCAACCACAAGAGGGGGAGGUUGCACGCAUUGAAUAAGUGACACCGGUACUUUUAGUAAAAUUUAGUUAAUAGUUAAUAUAUGUUUUUAUUUGUUCACAAAAUGUAAAAACUGUUUUUUUACAGAAAAUCUCUAAAUUCCAUUUUUUUCCGUGGCAAAUGGAUUUCUAGGAUCCCUGGUGAUCAUCUAGUCUGACCCUCCUGUAUUGGAGACAUAGGACUUUCCUGAAUUAAUUCCUGUUUCAACUAGAGCAUAACUUCUAGAAAAACAUCCCGUCUUGGUUUACCAAAAUCCAUCUUUACUAUCUCAACCCGUGCCCUUCCUGACCCCCCGUCACCUCCAAAAAACCUUCCUUGAUUUGCAUUCUUGAUUUACAGAUCUGAUCUUGGGAAGAUUCCACAUGGUUCAGACACAGUUUCCAUUACCUGCAUGGACAGAGAAAAUUAAGCUAUACAUUACCUAGGGGAUCAGGUCUAUCGCAUGGUUCUUAGGGGAAAAAAAGUCCCUUUGUACAGUGACCAUUUAAUUAAAUCCGCAAGCAGGAAACCACCAUUUUAAUCAUGUUUUGCAUUUGUACUUUUUUUACUUAAGGAAAUGUUGAUUUCUCAUUAGUUGGUAACCACCAAAGCCUGUUGACUUGCAACUAAAUAUAGCCUUUACACUAAAUUUGGUGGUAAUUUUUGCUAACUGGGAGGAUACACUAUAUCUGUACAUAUUUAUUUAAGCAACAAUAUAGCUUAACUUAUAUUUAUUCAGCUUCUUUGUUUUGACAUUUUUUGAUUGUUAGAAAAUGGUGAAUGAGGCAUUUUGUUUUUAGUAGAUGAUUAAUUUUUUUAUUUGUGACCUUUGUCACACUCUAUUUGGUGGAAAUUCAAAUUAAAUUAAAAUUCAGAAAAAUAGCAUUUUAUUGUUUUUAUUAAAUAAAAUGACCUUAAAAGUGCAUAAGAAAAAAGUUUAUCAAACCAUUUAAAACUAACCAAUUUAUUAAACAAAGGCAGUGUUAUCUGUGUUUAAUGAAUUUAACUGAUUUAUUUCUGGUUACCAUGUCCUUCAAGAUUUUAAAACUAGUAGAUCUUACUCUCUCAAACUUACUUUUUAUUCAUAGAGUGGAAGAGAAAAACAGCAUUCCUCCUUUUUCAACUUCCAAUUGGGUUCUUAACUUUGAAUGAGCUAGUACAUGAACUGAACUAGUUGAAUAAACUGAAAUGAAGAAAAUAUUCUCUCUGCACCUAUGAAGAUUCAAAUUUGUUUAGCACUUUAAAAAAAUGUAUUUGUAUCCACCCAGACAGUGACCAAGGAACAGGAUGAUAAUAUAACACUUUGCACUUCUCUA
Molecule: messenger RNA, 5980 nt
Organism: Chrysemys picta bellii (western painted turtle)
Lineage: Eukaryota; Metazoa; Chordata; Testudines; Emydidae
Source: RefSeq, a predicted model, not a curated record